GCUGCCUUUUAUGGUAAAACAGUGGAGGGGGAUUUGGUGUAGAAGUGAAGCCCGGACUGGACGAGGGCUCAGUCAGACACACUCACAACAGAAUAGAAGUGCUGAGGAGCAGGGAGAGAGCGUGUGCGGGACACUGGGGACGCUUGAGACGGCAGCACACAGCAUCACCGGGCUCAUGGGAACAAUACUCAGAGAGGCUUAACACGUCAAGGACUCAGACAGACCAGACUGAAGGGCAGAAGUGAAGAUGACAGAGCGUUAUGACUGCCACUACUGCAAGGAGUCUCUGUUUGGGAAGAAGUAUGUUCUUCGCGAGGAAAACCCUUACUGUGUGAAGUGCUAUGAGAGCCUGUACUCCAACACCUGCGAGGAGUGCAAGAAAGCCAUCGGCUGCAACAGCAGGGAUCUGUCCUACAAGGACCGUCACUGGCAUGAGGACUGUUUCCACUGCUUCCAGUGCAAGCGCUCACUGGUGGACAAGCCUUUCUCCACCAAAGACGAGCAGCUGCUGUGCACCGAGUGCUAUUCUAAUGAGUACUCCUCCAAAUGCCAUGAGUGCAAGAAGACCAUCAUGCCUGGCUCCAGGAAAAUGGAGCAUAAAGGAAACAGCUGGCAUGAGACCUGCUUUACUUGCCAGCGCUGCCAGCAGCCGAUCGGCACCAAGAGCUUCAUCCCCAAAGACAACCAGAACUAUUGCGUGCCCUGCUACGAAAAGCAGUUUGCCAUGCAGUGUGUUCACUGCAAGAAGCCCAUUACCACUGGCGGUGUGACGUACCAUGAGCAGCCGUGGCAUAAGGACUGUUUCCUGUGCACCGGCUGUAAGCAGCAGCUCUCUGGCCAGCGAUUCACCUCUCGUGAUGACUUUGCCUACUGCCUUAACUGCUUCUGCAACUUGUACGCCAAGAAAUGUGCUUCCUGCACCACCCCCAUCAGUGGACUCGGAGGAAGCAAGUACAUCUCCUUUGAGGAGCGCCAGUGGCACAACGACUGUUUCAACUGCAAGAAGUGCUCCGUGUCUCUGGUGGGCAGAGGGUUCCUCACUGAGAGAGACGACAUCCUGUGUCCCGAAUGUGGAAAAGACAUGUGAAAGCGUGCAAGGAAAAA
Carassius carassius (crucian carp) is the source of this 1104-nucleotide messenger RNA. Its product is annotated as four and a half LIM domains protein 2. Gene Ontology annotation, molecular function: transcription coregulator activity. NCBI's taxonomy places the organism in Eukaryota, Metazoa, Chordata, Actinopteri, Cypriniformes, Cyprinidae. Gene Ontology annotation, cellular component: Z disc; nucleus. The record is from RefSeq and is a predicted model, not a curated record. The transcript has 6 exons. The coding region runs from base 248 to 1087 and encodes 279 amino acids.